UCAAAAACAAAAGUUCAUAAAUAAAUUUGUGUUGAGUUUUUCUUAAAAUUCAGAUGUAAAUCAUUCAAAUUUGGGUACUCAAGAAGUUUUUUUGUUGUGCCAUUAGUUUGUCAAGCAGAAUAUAUACGAGUUUGUUCAAAUAAAGUCGAUUGUAUUUGAUUUUUGUUGGUGCUAUCCUACUACCAACAGCUGCUAACACUGAAUCAAUAUAAAAACAAAACUUCUGAUAACGAAUGUGUGAUAAUGAGCUACUGAUAGGAUUUACCAAGAGUACGUUAUUGCAAUAAGGAAUUCAGUCAUCCUGUCGAAAAGAUGCAGAUCCACGCCGUGAGUAGUUCGUCGUCUAUCAAUGGUCUGGCAAAAGCGUCGUCUACUUCAUCUCAUCCGGACAGCGAAAUGAAGAAAUUGUGCCGAAUUAUUGCUCAUAAUAGGAGCUUUAAAGACGAAGAUUUACUUUUGAAUCCAAAGGAUCAUCCGGAGCUGAAAUUAAAGGACAUCGUUGAAAUUUACGACCCGGAAGACGAUGGAGUUCGAUUGCUGCUGCAGGUGACUUGUCUUACGGAAGACUUGAUGAAUAGGGAAACAAUCAGUGUCGAAGCGAACGUAGCACUGGCUUUCAAUUUGAAGCCUUACAAAGAUGUGUAUAUGCGCAAGAUGGACCCCAAUGAAGUGGCCUUGGAUUCGGUGGAGAUUACUUUCAAAGAUCAGUACAUGGGUCGGUCGGAGAUGUGGAGGCUUAAGACAUAUCUGACGAACACUUGUGUUUAUUUGAACAAAAAAAUCGAAUACUGCGAGAGCUGCAUCCGUUGUCAGGUGUAUGAGAUGUGGUCACAGGGUGACAGAGUGGCAUGUGGAGUCAUUACAGAAGACACCAAGGUGGUUUUCAGAAGUAAUACUUCAAUGGUUUAUCUGUUCAUUCAAAUGUCGUCGGAGAUGUGGGACUUUGAUAUCCAUGGUGAUUUGUAUUUCGAAAAAGCGGUAAACGGCUUUUUAGCCGACCUGUAUACGAAAUGGAAAAAGAUCGGCAGUAAUCAUGAGGUGACAAUUGUGAUGUUUUCAAACUUUUAUGCAGCUCGGUGCCUCGAUGAGUUCCUACUCCAUAUGAGAGAUUGUCUACAGAUGGACUAUAAAGGUCGAUACUACGAGGAUUUCUAUCGCAUCGCGAUACAAAAUGAACGUUGUGAUGACUGGAGUUCAACGUUGGUUCAGUUGAGGCGUCUUUUUACUGGCUAUAGGGACGUUGUUCUGAAGUAUCACGAGCGCCCGGAUGUGGACAUAAAAAUCCCAUCCGCAAUCAAUUCUACAGCAGCACAAGGAAAUUUCUUAGAAGUACUGAACAUAUCGUUGAACGUUUUUGAAAAACAUUAUCUGGACAGAAGCUUUGAUCGCACGGGACAGCUUUCGGUUGUUAUUACACCGGGGGUUGGCGUUUUCGAAGUUGAUCGGGAGCUUACCAACAUCACGAAACAACGAAUCAUUGAUAAUGGAGUUGGGAGCGAUUUGGUUUGUGUCGGUGAACAACCGCUACACGCCGUUCCGUUGCUGAAAUUUCACAACAAAGAUUCACUGACAUCAAUCGAUGAUUACUCCAUGCCUCAUUGGAUAAAUCUUAGUUUCUAUUCGACUAACAAAACAGGAGGAUACUCAUCGUUCAUACCACGCAUUAAACCACCACCGAUUGUUUCCGAAGCCAAUCUUUGUGAGAACGCAGAUGCAUUUCAAUCACUGCUGCCAAAGAAAGAGAGUAAAAACGAGUAUAUUCACAAUUGUUUGUUCGACUAUGAUGCUUACGACGAUCAAAUUUUUCAACUGCCUUCGGUUCAGGGAACUUGUUCGCUGCAACGUGUCGGUCGUACCAAGAAAACUUCUGUUCCUAGCCUGGAUAACUUUGGCACAUAUGGAAAUACCCGGGAAUGGGAGAAUAUGUUGUUCCCUUGUGAAUUGCGGCGGAAAAUGUCCGAUCCGGAUAUUCACCACAACACGAAUAACAUGUUGAAUAUGAGUCUCACGUCAAACAGUAGCUCGCCAAGUGCAACAGAGAAGAUCAGCGAUAAGAAUAUGAAUCGGAGUUUCGGAUCGACCAGUGGACCGGUGGUUAGAACAGGAAGAGCAUUGAUCAAUCCUUUUGAUCCGUCCCAUGUCACUAUCAAACUAACGUCCAACAGGAGGCGGUGGACACAUAUCUUUCCCAAGGGCCCUCAGGGUGUUCUUAUCCAGCAACAUCACUAUCAGGCUGUACCGACGACAACAAAGUCCACCAACUAUGCAACGUUCGAUUUGGAUUCCAGCAGUGAAUAUGCGCAUACUUCUACAUGCACGUGGGGUCGAGGAAGGUAUGGAAGCAAUGCCUCAUUCGAUAGUCGUUUGAACGAUGAAGACCUAAAAUGGAUUUCGGAUAAUAGAGGGAAUCGUCGGAAAUCUGGGUUGCACUCAGCUGCCGGUCCAACGGUGACGGUUACUCCUUCCAAAAGCCUCACUUUACUUUGGGGUGUAACAGGGGAGCAAGAAUGGACCCCAUCGCUCACUACAGCCGGACGAGUGAUCAUAGAGUUGGACCAAUAUGCUGUAUCUCAUUAA
Messenger RNA from Armigeres subalbatus, 2577 nucleotides. RefSeq names its product GATOR complex protein Iml1-like. Gene Ontology annotation, cellular component: lysosomal membrane; GATOR1 complex. The record is from RefSeq and is a predicted model, not a curated record. Gene Ontology annotation, biological process: negative regulation of TORC1 signaling; positive regulation of autophagy; cellular response to amino acid starvation. Gene Ontology annotation, molecular function: GTPase activator activity. Lineage: Eukaryota; Metazoa; Arthropoda; Insecta; Diptera; Culicidae.